This is a messenger RNA of Cydia amplana, 2617 nucleotides long. It is a transcript of the gene Tob, whose product is annotated as protein Tob1. Gene Ontology annotation, molecular function: transcription corepressor activity. Gene Ontology annotation, cellular component: cytoplasm; nucleus. Lineage: Eukaryota; Metazoa; Arthropoda; Insecta; Lepidoptera; Tortricidae. Gene Ontology annotation, biological process: regulation of gene expression. The record is from RefSeq and is a predicted model, not a curated record. The coding region runs from base 287 to 1045 and encodes 252 amino acids. The transcript has 4 exons.
CACCGGACCAGUCCGCCGCCCCACUCCGGUCUGAACGCACGCGCCGCUCCUAACAACAUAGCGCCAGACACGAUAAACACGCAACCCAUUACCGAUUUAAUUUUUUCAAAGUGUCCAGUAUUUUUGUUGAAGUGCUAUAAAUGUGUAAAUAUUUUUCUAUAUCGACUCUGUGAUAGCGGGCAGGCUCGGGCGGGGCGAACUCCUGACACAGUGGCUCAGUCGGCCGCAGGUCGCCGAGUAAGCACCAUCGAUUUUCUCCACGCAGCAAUACGCGAGUGCCCGCAAAAUGCAUAUUGAAGUGCAAGUCGCUCUCAACUUCGUCAUAUCCUACCUGUACAACAAACUGCCGCGGCGGCGGGUGAACAUCUUCGGCGAGGAGCUAGAGAAGGCGUUGAAGGACAAGUUCCGGGGUCACUGGUACCCCGACCGGCCCUGCAGAGGGUCCGCGUUCCGGUGCCUGAAGACCGGGGGUCCGCUGGACCCUGUCUUGGAGCGCGCGGCGCGGGAGUCGGGGGUGCCUGUGAGGGAUGUCCUGGAGCACUUGCCGAGGGAUCUGGCUGUCUGGGUUGACCCAGGAGAGGUGUCCUACCGCAUCGGAGAGAAGGGAGCGGUGAAGGUGCUGUUCAGCAGCGAUGAGCGAGCGGCCGAUGAGCGAACCGACCGGGAGGUGACCCGGGCGUUCAACCCCGAGGCGCAGUGCUUCCGGCCCGUGGAGCCCGCGGCGGCGCCGUCGCCCCCCGCGCCCGCCGCCUUCUCCCCCGCGCCGCCGUUCCGCGCGCAGCCCCUGACCUUCACCACCGCCACCUUCGCGCAGACCAAGUUCGGCAGCACCAAGCUGAAGACGAGCAGCAAGCGCGCCAACCGCAUGUCGCCCACCGAGUUCAGCAACUACAUCAAGCAGCGCGCGGUGCAGCAGCAGCUGGCGGCGCGCGCGCUGUCGCCGGCGGGCGACCCGGCCGCGUACUUCGUGGGGCGGCGCGAAGGCCCGCCCGCGGGCGCGCCGCCGUACCCGCCGGCGCCGGCGCACCUGCUGCUCGCCAACUGAGCCGCGCACGCGCGCUAGCCGCCCCGCGCGACCCGCUCAUAGAGUCUUUACUUUUUUACGAGAGAGACGCGCGCCGCGAAUCGCGAUUUAUUUUUUUAAUUUCAGCGGGGGCGCCCCGCGCCGCCCGUCGCUUGUGAUAUCCGUACGAUUUUCCAUAACUUUUUGUAUUCUCGUUCGUUACGUCGAUGUGUAAAUUUAUCGAUAGGAGCAAUAAUCGGCCGCGCGACUCGCCGGCGAUUUAUUUUCGUAAUAUUUAAAGCCGAGUCACGUUUUUGAUGUCUUCGUUCGAUAUCGAUAUAUUAGUAGGGUAAGGGAACGAGAGGCCGGAUGGCCACGUGCGCUUACGACGUACCUUCUAUAGAGCGAGCCUGUAUACAUACGUCCUCCGAUCUAAGAAAUACUGAUAUUUAAAUAUGUAUACAUAAUAUAUAUUCGUACGCGAUAUUCGUCUAAUUUUUCACGUGGAAACGAAAGGCCAAUAGAGAAAUUACGUAUUUUUAAUAUUGAAAUUGAUAAUUCAUACUAACUAUAUAAAGUACCUACUAACUGGUAUGUAUGUACUCGUAUCGUAUCGUAUCGUAUGUAAUAAAUGUUGCAUAUCCGGUCGGACGCGGUCGGACGGCGCGGCGGGCCGCCCGAAGGCGUCGGAGAUCUCACCUAGUGUAAUCAUCACUCGUACGAUUAUUUAUAACCUUAUAAUAUUAUUACAAUAUACAUAAUAUAUUAUAGGUAUAGUUACGUUUCAAUCUAACAGUAUUUUUUUAAGAAGAUAUUAGUCCUCGAGUACAUUACCGGCCGACCGCGUGUCGGCCUUAGUCUGUAUGGUACCUAUAAUAAUAUUGUUAUAAUAAAAGACAUUGAGUGUAAAUGAUAGAAAAGAUUUCUCAAUUCAUAAAAUAACGGGUGCAUGCAAAUUCAUGGAAGUAAAUACUAUGUGUUAUUUAUCUUUUUUAUAUUUCACUCGGCGAUGUUCAGUUUUUCAGUGGAGGGUGUAGUGGGGUAGUGUAGUGCCGCUUGUCCUUGAGUGUCGCCCGCGCGUUACGGACCGACCGGACCGCGUCGGGGAGUGUAGACACGCUUUCUAUUCCAUGCACAACAAUGACAAGUUGUACCUGAAUAAGAAAAUGUGCAACUAUUUUUUUACUAUUUUUAUAUUUUGAUUUAGAUUAAGUAUAGAUGUAUGAUUUCAGUAGGCGUCUACAUUUCCUACGAUAAUUUUAACUUGUACUUGAUUCAUGCCCUAUUCAUUAAAUUAUUGGUAGGUACGUUGGGUAAAAGUACUAAGGUCCCUCGAUUGAAAAACUGGCCAAAGUGCUACAGUAUUUUGUAGAUAAAAUCUAUAAUGUAAGUUUAAUAAUAAUAAAACUUAGAGUAAUGAGAAUUUUUAUUAAAGAUACUUUUUAUUUUUUUUUCUUUUGUAAGAUAUAUUAGAUGGAAGUGUUAAAGAUAAUAUAAAAUUUGCAUAAUAUAGUAAAGCGGCUCUACAUGCCCGUGAAUAUAAUUAGUCAAUAAUAAUUUUUCAUAUUGUUGUACGACUUUUUAAGUUUAUAUUAAAAUGUUUUGUGCAAUCUA